Molecule: messenger RNA, 1464 nt
Organism: Rotaria sp. Silwood2
Lineage: Eukaryota; Metazoa; Rotifera; Eurotatoria; Philodinida; Philodinidae
Source: the annotation of a GenBank genome assembly
AUGCCAUUUUCAUUAACAAGUGAGGGACGUUCAUUAAGUAGCCUGUUUAAUUCGAAUGAACCAAAUUCAGAUAAUUUAAUAAUUGAAAGACAAAAUUUAUUAUGUGUAUUUAAAUUAGUUAUUAAAGAUUUAUUAAAUUCAAGUUUAAAACAUGAACGUCUUAUGGAAAAAGAAUAUUUUCCAUUAAAACAUUUUUUUAUUGUUUUCGAACAUAUUCUUUUACAUGGUUAUAAUGGUAAAAAAUCAUUUUCAAUAAGUACAUCAUCAAAUCGUAAAGAUCUAUGGCCAAUUAUUGAUUUUAUAUCACGUAAAUCAACAGAUGUACAUAUAUCAGAAAUAUCAAUAUCAUCAAAAGAAAUGACUAAUAUUCGUACAUCAUUAGGUCGUGUACGGGCAUGGUUACGUCUUGCAUUAAUGCAAAAACGUUUAGCUGAUUAUUUUAAAAUACUUGUUGAACAUAAAGAUGAAUUAAAAGAUUUAUAUGAUCAUGAAGCAUUAUUAUUAUCUGAUGAAAGUAUUAUUAUACCUGGUUUACUUGUUGGUCUUAAUGUAUUAGAUUUUAAUAUAUGUUUAAGAGAAACAACACUUGAUCAUCCUGUUGAAUCAAUUAUACAUUAUAGUUUAUAUUUACGUGAAAGACGUCUAUCAUCAAUAUCAUUAAAAAAUACACAUCCACCCGGUGCAAUAAAAGAUUCAAUUGAUGAAUUAGAUGAUUAUUCAAUAGCAUCAUCAUCAUCAUCAUUAUCACCUGUAACAAAAAUAAAUCUACAAAAUAAUGAUACAGCUGUUACAACGAAUACGAACAGUACAGAAAUAUUAGAUGAAAAUAGUCCAGAUACUUCAUAUAAUCAACGUCUUUCGAGUAUACUUGAUCAAAAAAAUUAUAUUGAAGAACUUAAUCGAAAUUUACAGAAAACAAUAAUAAAUUUACAAAAAAAUGUACAAACACUUGAACAAACAAAUAAAACUUUAGUAGAAAAUACAGCACAACAAAAAGCUCGUAUUGAACAAUUAGAAGAAGAACUAACCAAAAUAACAUCAGAAAAAGAACAAAUACAAUCAUCUUAUCAACGUAAAAUUGAUACUUUAAUGGCUGAUAUAGAAGUUGAACGAGAAACUUAUCAAAACUCUCGAACUGGAUUUGAUUUAAUGUAUAUUGAAUUAAAAAAGAAAUAUGACGAUGAAUGUAUAUCAAAGCAAAAAAUUGAAAGUAUAUAUCAAAGUCAAUUAUCUCAAAAUAAUGAGUAUAUUGAAUCAAUAAAAUUAAUGGAAAAAGAUAUCGAAACAAAAACAGUAUUAUAUGAUCGUACGAAAGAAGAAAAUGAUCGUCUUACAGAAAAAUUACAAACUGAAAAAACUCGAAAUGAUGAAAACAAACAUCAAAUACAUACAAAAGAAAAAGAAAAUCAAUUGUUACGACAAACUGUCAAUGAAUUAGAAACAAAGUAUAGUGUUGUAGACUAG